AUGAAGCAUUUAAUACAUGACGUAGAUGAAGACAUGAAUGAAACUACAGACAAACUUAACUCUUCUCUUAUUCUUCCUUUCAGCAAAGAUUAUGAAUUCUGUUCAAAUGGUGUGUAUUUCUAUUGUGGAAAGAUGGGUUCAGGUAAGACAUUUAAUUUAAUUCGUCAUAUACUCAUAACAGAGCGUUUAGGAAACGACUCUUACUAUGACCAAAUCAUUAUAUCAGCAACUUCAGACUCUAUGGACUCAACAGCGAAAACAUUUAUGUCAAAAGUUCAAGCCUCUGUCGUUAAAGUUCCAGACAGUGAACUCAUUGAAUUUCUUCAACGUUACAUUCGACGUAAGAGGAAAUAUUAUGCCAUCGUUGAAUUUAUACAGUCAGGAAUGCAAAAGACUUCUGAGGAGAUGGAAAGAAUUAUUGACAAACACCACUUACGUCAGUACUCAGGA
This is a messenger RNA of Trichomonas vaginalis G3, 450 nucleotides long. RefSeq lists its product as uncharacterized. The transcript has a single exon. The record is from RefSeq and is a predicted model, not a curated record. Lineage: Eukaryota; Parabasalia; Trichomonadida; Trichomonadidae. The annotation marks the transcript as partial.